AUGUUGCUGCGCAGCCGGUGGCGCCGCCUGGCGCUAUCCCCGGCCCUGCGGCCCGGGCACCGCCGGGCGAGCAGUGAGGCCGGGGCGGCGGCACCGCGCUACGAGGUGGUGGUGAUCGGUGGGGGCCAUGCGGGGACGGAGGCGGCGGCUGCGGCCGCUCGCGGCGGGGCCCGCACGCUGCUGCUCACGCACAAGAUCAGCACCAUCGGGGAGAUGUCCUGCAACCCCUCCUUCGGUGGCAUCGGGAAGGGGCAUCUCGUGAGAGAGGUAGACGCUCUGGACGGGCUGUGCGGCCGGGUCUGCGACCGCUCCGGCGUGCACUACAAAGUGCUGAACCGCUGCAAGGGCCCGGCCGUGUGGGGCCUCCGCGCCCAGAUCGACCGCGGCCGCUACAAGGAGAACAUGCAGAAAGAAAUCCUUAACACACCACUGUUGACAGUUCAUGAGGCGUCUGUGGAGGAUCUUCUCUUGACAGAGCCAGAACCAGACCAUCCUGGGAAAUGCCAAGUCACAGGAGUCGUUCUGGGGGAUGGGAGCACAGUACAUGCUGGGAGUGUCAUCCUGACCACCGGUACGUUUCUGAGGGGUAUGGUCCUCAUCGGACUGGAGAAGCACCCGGCUGGGCGGCUAGGGGACCAGCCAGCCAUUGGGCUGGCUCAGACUCUGGAGAAACUGGGAUUUGCUGUGGGCAGGCUGAAGACUGGGACGCCGCCCCGACUUGCCAAAGAUACGAUUAAUUUCAGUGGUCUGGAGAAACGUGCAGCUGACAAUCCUCCUGUGCCGUUCAGCUUCCUCAGCGAGGCCGUAUGGAUCAAGCCAGAAGAUCAGCUGUCAUGUUACCUGACUCGCACUACCCUGAAAGCCCAGCAAAUUAUCCAGGAUAACCUCCACCUGAACAACCAUAUCAGGGAGACAACAAGAGGCCCACGGUACUGUCCCUCUCUUGAAUCAAAGGUUCUGCGCUUCCCAAACCGAGAACAUCAGGUGUGGCUGGAGCCCGAAGGCUUGGAGUCCAAUGUCAUUUACCCCCAAGGCGUGUCAAUGACACUGCCACCUGAGCUCCAGGAGCAGGUCAUCAAAUCCAUCCCAGGCUUGGAAAAAGCCAAGAUGUUACAGCCAGGCUAUGGGGUGCAAUAUGAUUUUUUAGAUCCCCGUCAACUGACUGCUUCUCUCGAGUCUCGUCUUGUUCAGCGCCUCUUCUUUGCAGGCCAGAUAAAUGGCACUACAGGCUAUGAAGAAGCUGCAGCUCAGGGUGUGAUCGCUGGGAUCAACGCUUGCCUACGGGUUCGUGGCAAGCCCCCUUUCAUCGUCAGUCGCACUGAAGGCUACGUCGGCGUCCUGAUCGAUGACCUUACCACUCUGGGCACCAGCGAGCCAUACCGCAUGUUCACCAGCCGCGUGGAGUUCCGCAUGUCCCUCCGGCCUGACAAUGCCGAUGCCAGGCUCACCCACAGAGGUUUUGAAGAAGCUGGGUGUGUGUCACAGCAGCGAUAUGAACAAGCGGUUAAGAUGAGAGCUGCUUUACAGGAUGGAAUUGCAACACUAAAAUCCUUUCAGUUCAGUGUAUCUAAAUGGUCCCAGUUAAUACCAGAAGUUCCCAUCAGUAGCAGUCGAAGGUCCCCUGUCAGCGCCUUUGACAUCCUUCAGUAUCAGGAGGCCAACAUGGAGGUUCUGGCAAGGGCUGUCCCGGAGCCCCUGGGAAAGCUUGCUCAAUGGAGAGAACUGGCUGAGAGAUUGAAAAUAGAAGCUACUUAUGAGUGGUGUGUAGUCAAUCAACAGCAGGAAAUAGAAGAAGUGCGUCGUGAUGAAGCCCUCCAACUGCCAGAGGACCUAGAUUACUUUACCAUUGAUGCAUCGCUCUCAGCAGAGGUGCGGGAGAAACUGGAUUCCAACCGUCCCCAGACGAUUGGUGCAGUCAGCCGCAUCCCUGGAAUUACACCAGCUGCUAUUGUUAACCUGCUAAGAUUUGUGAAAACCAAUCACCAGAAGACAGGGAAGCUAAAAGUGUUACCUCAGAAUGGCAAGUAUUUACCGGGGAAAACAUACUCAGAGAAAGCAACUUCUCAAAGACCGAUUUCAGCAGAGUUUUCUGAAGAUACCUUUGUUAAAACACCUUUGUAGAGAAGUGUACCCCUCCUGCCAGAGUACAGGGCGAGAUCACCUGUGAUUGCUCACGAGCCUCUUCACAGAUAAAACCCUUGCUGGCUGGAUCCAAAGCAGUUCUAGUUAUGUCCUGUGGCAGUGUCAUUGAGUAAAACGAAGAUGACAAAUGCGCAAACCUUGAGUAAUUGCUCAGGAACCUAAAUACAGCCUGUGGUUUUGCCAAUCCAAAUGAAAAGACAGAGGAACUGCUUUUAUAGUUCCACUCAUUUGGAAGAUGUCAGAUAGUCAAAAUCUGUUCUUAAGUGUUUUGGAAGGGACAGUGUUUUGCUCUUCUGAAAUGAAUAAGAAACGUUACCGUCCUGAACCCAUGGCAGCACAAGAGGAUUUGAGCUGGAAAAGGUGUUCCAUUGAUUUUAGUAUGUGUUCGUAGCUGCGCAAUGACUACGCACAGUCUGAUUGUCAGCCAAGACAAAACACUUGGCUGUGAAAAUGUGUGCUGUAUGAAUAUUUAAACUUAUGUAGGAGACUGAUUGAAUGUAAACACUGUAUCCUGGGUUUUUUUCUCCUUUAAAAUUAAUAAAGCUUACCUUGAAAUUUGCUGAAGAA
Grus americana (Whooping crane) is the source of this 2709-nucleotide messenger RNA. RefSeq names its product mitochondrial tRNA translation optimization 1 (gene MTO1). Gene Ontology annotation, biological process: tRNA methylation; tRNA wobble uridine modification. Gene Ontology annotation, molecular function: flavin adenine dinucleotide binding. NCBI's taxonomy places the organism in Eukaryota, Metazoa, Chordata, Aves, Gruiformes, Gruidae. Gene Ontology annotation, cellular component: cytosol. The record is from RefSeq and is a predicted model, not a curated record.